AUGUCGUCGUCGUCGACCUCGAGCUGGUCCGAUGACCUCACCAUCAAGACGCUCGCAAAGGAGCGCGAGAACCCCGCCUUCGACAUUCGCAAGAUGUCCAUUGUGCAGCACGGCAGCGAAAAGGACCUCGAGAAGAAGGAGAAAUUCAUGCUCGAGGCGAGCCGCGACCCCAUCUUCUAUUCGGGAGACAUCUACGACUUGACAAAGGAGCAGAUCCGCGAGCGCACCAUGCAGCGCAUCCAGAGGCUCGCCCACUACGUCACCAGCGAGUCGGUCGACGACUUCCAGAAGCGCAUGGAGCUCAUGAGCCUCCUCGACCCCGGCCUCUGGACCCGCCUCGGCGUCCACUACGGACUCUUCCUCGGCGCCCUCCGCUCCGGCGCAACCCCCAACCAGUUUUCCUACUGGAUGGAAAAGGGCGUCAUUGGCUGCAACGGCAUGUUUGGCUGCUUUGGCAUGACCGAGCUGGCCCACGGAAGCAACGUCGCUGGCCUCGAGACGACGUCGACGUUUGACGAGCAGACCGACGAGUUUGUCGUCCACACGCCCAACCUCGGCGCCACAAAGUGGUGGAUCGGCGGUGCCGCCCACACGGCGACCCACUGCGCCGUCUUUGCCCAGCUGAUCAUCAAGGGCAAGAAGCACGGCACAAAGACGUUUGUCGUGCCGCUGCGCGACCCCAAGACGUACCAGCUGCUGCCCGGCAUCAACAUUGGCGACAUUGGCAAGAAGAUGGGCCGCGACGGCAUCGACAACGGCUACAUCCAGUUCACCAACGUCCGCAUCCCGCGCGCCUACAUGCUCAUGAAGCACACGCAGGUGACGCGCGAGGGAGAGGUGCGCGAGCCGCCGCUGCAGCAGCUCACGUACGGCGCGCUGCUCCAGGGCCGCACCGCCAUGGUCGCCGACGCCGCCAACACGGCCAAAAAGGCGCUCACCAUCUCGGUCCGCUACGCCGCCGUGCGUCGCCAGUUCAAGUCGGACCCCAAGGCCGGGCUCGAGACGCAGAUCCUCGACUACCCCAUCCACCAGCGCAGGCUGAUGCCGCUGCUGGCCCAGUCGGUCGCGUUUGGCUUCACCGCCCUCGAGCUGCAGAGGCUCUUUGACGAGACCAGCCAGGCCCUCGAGGCCCUCGAGCCCGGUGACCCGAACCUUGAGGCUACCAUCGAGAUGCUCAAGGAGACGCACGCCACCAGCGCCGGCCUCAAGGCAUUCUGCACGUGGGCCACGCUCGAGACGAUUGAGAAGUCGCGGCAGGCGUGUGGCGGCCACGGCUACUCGUCUUACAACGGCUUCGCGAACAUGUACUCGGACUUUGCCGUACACUGCACGUGGGAGGGCGACAACCACAUCCUGGCGCUGCAGUCGGGCCGCUCGCUCAUCGCCCAGUACCAGGACGCCGUCGAGGGCAAGAAGCUGAGCGCCGGCACGGGCUACCUCAACAACAUCGAGCAGGUGCUGGCGGCCAAGUGCCCCUCGGACGCGGCGCUCGACACGCUCGACGGCAUCGACCGGGGCUGGGCCACGGUGGCGGCGCACGCCGUCAAGAAGGCCGCCGAUGACUACCAGUCGCGCCUCAAGGCCGGGCGGAGCCGCGAGCAGGCGUUUGAGGACUGCUCGCAGGUGCGCUUUGUCGCGGCCAGCGUCCACACGAGCGGCUACAUUUUCCGCCAGUUCCGCGCCGCCGUCGAGCGCGUCGAAAAGUCGGGCGACGGCGUGCGCGAGCAGCUCGAGCUGCUGGCCAAGUUCUACGGCCUGUGGCAGAUGGAGGAAAAGGCGGCCUUUUUCCUGCGCUCGGGCUGGCUGUCGCCGUCGCAGCUCGACGUGGUGCAGGCCAAGGUGACCGAGUACUGUGCCGCCACGCGUCAGUUUGCCAUCCCGCUCGUCGACUCGUUUGCCAUUUCCGACCACGUCCUCAACUCGCCCAUUGGACGCUACGACGGCGACAUCUACCGCGAGUACUUCCGCAUGGUGCGCCGCAACAACCCGCAGCUCAAGGCCCACCCCUACUUUGACCGACUCAUCAAGCCCUUCAUCGAGCGGCAGGCGGCCGAGGUCGAGGACUUUGACGAGGCGAUUGGCAUCGACGAGGAAAUCGAGGAGAUCAAGCAGGACCGCGAGGAGGCCGAGGCAGAGGCCAAGGCCGAGGCGGCGGCGAAGAAGGAAGAGGCCAAGAAGGAGGUCUAG
Messenger RNA from Pseudozyma flocculosa PF-1, 2187 nucleotides. RefSeq lists its product as uncharacterized. Gene Ontology annotation, biological process: fatty acid beta-oxidation using acyl-CoA oxidase; lipid homeostasis. The record is from RefSeq and is a predicted model, not a curated record. Gene Ontology annotation, molecular function: FAD binding; acyl-CoA oxidase activity; fatty acid binding. Gene Ontology annotation, cellular component: peroxisome. Lineage: Eukaryota; Fungi; Basidiomycota; Ustilaginomycetes; Ustilaginales; Ustilaginaceae. The transcript has 4 exons. The coding region runs from base 1 to 2187 and encodes 728 amino acids.